Aegilops tauschii subsp. strangulata is the source of this 3853-nucleotide messenger RNA. RefSeq names its product probable cellulose synthase A catalytic subunit 8 [UDP-forming]. NCBI's taxonomy places the organism in Eukaryota, Viridiplantae, Streptophyta, Magnoliopsida, Poales, Poaceae. Gene Ontology annotation, biological process: cellulose biosynthetic process. Gene Ontology annotation, molecular function: cellulose synthase (UDP-forming) activity. The record is from RefSeq and is a predicted model, not a curated record. Gene Ontology annotation, cellular component: membrane.
CAUCCAGAAUAAACAAAACAGGAACGCGGAGAUCCCUCGCCAAUGGCCUCCUAAUUAAUCAAGCCCCUCAUGGAAACCGACAGCGGAACCAACACACCGCUGGUGGCUUGUCCCUUUCACCCUCCUCCCCCCUCCCGGUAGUUCCACCACCACUACUAGUAGCAGCGGCGCUCCCGCUGCCAUCCCCACUGCCCCCCCGAACCCCCCUCCGCGCUCCGCACAUUGGGUGGGAGGAGCUGCUCCAGCUCGGUUGUCGGUGCCGGGUGGAUCGCCCUGCCGCGCCAUGGACGGCGACGCGGAUGCCCUGAAGUCCGGGAGGCACGGGGCCGGGGACGUGUGCCAGAUCUGCGCCGACGGCCUGGGCACCACGGUGGACGGCGAGGUCUUCACCGCCUGCGACGUCUGCCGCUUCCCGGUCUGCCGCCCCUGCUACGAGCACGAGCGCAAGGAGGGCACCCAGGCCUGCCUCCAGUGCAAGACCAAGUACAAGCGCCACAGAGGGAGCCCUGCGAUCCGUGGGGAGGAAGGCGACGACACUGACGCCGAUGAUGGCAGUGACUUCAACUACCCUGCAUCUGGCACUGAGGACCAGAAGCAGAAGAUUGCUGAUAGGAUGCGCAGCUGGCGCAUGAACACUGGGGGUAGUGGCAAUGUUGGCCACCCCAAGUAUGACAGUGGCGAGAUCGGCCUCUCCAAGUAUGACAGUGGAGAGAUCCCUAGGGGAUACGUCCCUUCAGUCACCAACAGCCAGAUGUCAGGAGAAAUCCCUGGAGCUUCCCCUGAUCAUCAUAUGAUGUCCCCUACGGGGAACAUCAGCAGACGUGCUCCGUUUCCCUAUGUGAAUCAUUCACCAAAUCCGUCAAGGGAGUUCUCUGGCAGUAUUGGGAAUGUUGCCUGGAAAGAGAGAGUCGAUGGCUGGAAAAUGAAGCAGGACAAGGGUGCGAUUCCCAUGACUAAUGGGACAAGCAUUGCUCCCUCUGAAGGCCGGGCAGCUACUGACAUCGAUGCAUCUACUGAGUACAACAUGGAAGAUGCUUUACUGAAUGAUGAAACUCGCCAGCCUCUAUCUAGAAAAGUCCCCAUUGCUUCAUCCAAAAUAAAUCCAUACAGAAUGGUCAUUGUUCUGCGGUUGGUUGUUCUAAGCAUCUUCCUGCACUACCGUCUCACAAAUCCUGUGCGUAAUGCAUACCCACUGUGGCUUUUAUCUGUUAUAUGUGAGAUUUGGUUUGCUUUAUCCUGGAUACUGGAUCAGUUCCCGAAGUGGUUUCCAAUCAACCGGGAGACCUACCUUGAUAGACUGGCUUUAAGGUAUGACCGAGAAGGUGAACCGUCUCAGUUGGCUGCUGUUGACAUAUUUGUCAGUACAGUCGACCCCUUGAAGGAGCCACCUAUCGUCACUGCCAACACUGUGCUAUCCAUACUUGCUGUUGAUUAUCCUGUGGACAAGGUCUCUUGCUAUGUAUCUGAUGACGGAGCUUCAAUGCUGACUUUUGACGCAUUGGCUGAGACUUCAGAGUUUGCUAGGAAAUGGGUACCAUUUGUGAAGAAGUAUGACAUUGAACCCAGAGCUCCUGAGUUUUACUUUUGCCAGAAAAUUGAUUACCUGAAAGAUAAAGUCCAGCCUUCAUUUGUUAAAGACCGCCGGGCCAUGAAGAGAGAAUAUGAAGAAUUUAAAAUUAGGAUAAAUGCCCUAGUUUCUAAGGCAUUGAAAGUCCCCGAGGAAGGAUGGAUCAUGCAAGAUGGCACACCAUGGCCAGGAAACAAUACCAGGGAUCAUCCUGGAAUGAUUCAGGUUUUCCUUGGUCACAGUGGUGGCCUUGAUACUGAGGGUAAUGAGCUCCCCCGUUUAGUUUACGUGUCUCGUGAAAAGCGUCCUGGGUUCCAGCACCACAAAAAGGCUGGUGCCAUGAAUGCCCUUGUUCGUGUCUCAGCUGUCCUUACUAACGGACAAUACAUGUUGAAUCUUGAUUGUGAUCACUACAUCAACAACAGCAAGGCUGUCCGAGAAGCUAUGUGCUUCCUAAUGGAUCCAAACCUAGGUCCGCAAGUCUGUUAUGUGCAGUUCCCACAAAGGUUUGAUGGUAUUGAUAGGAAUGAUCGAUAUGCAAACAGGAACACUGUCUUUUUUGAUAUUAACUUGAGGGGCCUUGACGGCAUUCAAGGACCAGUUUAUGUGGGAACUGGUUGUGUUUUCAACAGAACGGCUAUCUAUGGUUAUGAGCCCCCAAUUAAGGCGAAGAAGCCAGGUUUCUUGGCAUCACUAUGUGGGGGCAAGAAGAAGGCAAGCAAGUCAAAGAAAAGGAGCUCAGAUAAGAAAAAGUCGAACAAGCAUGUGGACAGUUCUGUUCCAGUAUUCAAUCUCGAAGACAUAGAGGAGGGUGUUGAAGGUGCUGGGUUUGAUGAUGAGAAAUCAGUUCUCAUGUCUCAAAUGAGCUUAGAGAAGAGAUUUGGCCAGUCAGCAGCAUUUGUUGCCUCCACUCUGAUGGAAUAUGGUGGUGUUCCUCAGUCGUCCACUCCAGAAUCUCUUUUGAAAGAAGCUAUCCAUGUCAUAAGUUGUGGCUAUGAGGACAAGUCUGAAUGGGGAACUGAGAUUGGUUGGAUCUAUGGAUCUGUCACAGAAGAUAUUCUCACUGGAUUCAAGAUGCACGCAAGAGGCUGGCGUUCAGUCUAUUGCAUGCCCAAGCGCCCAGCUUUCAAGGGAUCUGCCCCCAUCAAUCUUUCAGAUCGUCUGAAUCAAGUGCUGCGGUGGGCUCUUGGUUCUGUUGAAAUUCUUUUCAGCCGGCAUUGCCCCUUAUGGUAUGGCUACGGAGGGCGCCUCAAGUUCCUGGAGAGAUUCGCUUACAUCAACACCACCAUUUACCCACUAACCUCUCUCCCGCUUCUAGUCUAUUGUAUAUUGCCUGCUAUCUGUCUGCUCACUGGAAAGUUCAUCAUGCCAGAGAUUAGCAACUUGGCCAGUAUCUGGUUCAUUGCGCUCUUCCUUUCAAUUUUCGCCACUGGUAUCCUUGAGAUGAGGUGGAGUGGUGUUGGCAUUGACGAGUGGUGGAGGAAUGAACAGUUCUGGGUCAUUGGAGGUAUCUCUGCCCAUCUGUUUGCCGUCUUUCAGGGUCUUCUGAAGGUGCUUGCAGGUAUCGACACCAACUUCACUGUCACCUCAAAGGCUAAUGAUGAAGAAGGCGACUUUGCUGAGCUCUACAUGUUCAAGUGGACGACGCUUCUUAUCCCUCCGACGACCAUUUUGAUCAUUAACAUGGUCGGUGUCGUUGCUGGUACCUCCUACGCCAUCAACAGUGGUUACCAAUCAUGGGGGCCGCUCUUUGGGAAGCUCUUCUUUGCCUUCUGGGUGAUUGUUCACUUAUACCCAUUCCUCAAGGGUCUUAUGGGCAGGCAAAACCGCACACCAACGAUUGUCAUCGUCUGGGCUGUCCUCCUCGCUUCUAUCUUCUCCUUGCUGUGGGUUCGUGUUGAUCCAUUCACUACCCGUCUCGCUGGCCCAAAUAUCCAAACCUGUGGCAUCAACUGCUAGGAAAGUGGGAGUUUGUAGAGACAGAAAAUAUAACAGUGAUGGAGCGACCACCUGUGGAGCCAGAGAAUAUUUAUGUUGGGGUUGUGAAUUACUACGUUUGAGAAAGUUGUCAAAAUUGAGAAAACACAUUUGUAAAUAGAUGUAAUAGACCAUCUACCGUUUUCAUGAGGUUAAGCUCUUCUUUUUUGGAACAAAGGAAUCUCAUUGGUAAACCUAUAGGAAUUUUCCUAUGAGGCACUUUGGAUUGUAGGAAUGGACCUAUGAAUUCUUGUAUUUAUUAUUUAUAUAAAUUAUUCCUGUCCUUCACAUUUUGGAGGAGUUUUUAAA